AAAAGAAAUAGCUGACGGAGUUUUUCCCCCCUCUCCGCACCUUUAGAAUUCAUGCCUUUGUGCUGCUUGAAACGUGGGUGCAUAUUAUUAACGCCCGAUACGCUUUUUUUUUUUCUUUUAUCUUAACCUGAAACGAUUAAAAACAUGCCGCCUGUGGUUGGAAUCGCAUGGGCCAUUUACGGCAUCGUUGUAGCGGGCCUCUUUGUAUUCAGUUCAGGCUUCACACGCUACUACCAACACAAACAAGAAAGCGAAGCAUUCGCGACGGUAGUGACCGUGUUCGCAUUGACGUUAAUCCUGGCAACCUUGGCAUUGACACCGAUUGACAUUUUCUUGGUGUCGUCGACCGUGGAUGGCGAAACGGGCAUGAAAAAGAAAUGGGCGGAUCCAGACACGAUCUUUUGGAUGACGACCACCGUACAAAUCGUCUACUAUGGCUGCUAUGGGUUGAUUGCCUUUUCCAGUUUCUUUUUGAUUCCAUUUGCCUAUUUUUAUUAUGAAGAGGAUGAAGGUGAUGACGAGGCGUUGAGCCGGGCCCAGCAGAGGAGACAACGCGCGUGGGGUGCGCUCAAGUACACGAGUUUUUUCAUUGUCAUUUGUGCGCUCUUGCUCUUGUUUGGCCUGUUCGUCAAGCCUUCACAACGGCCGCCGAAAUUGGAUUUGGAUUGGUUUGAGAAGCUGUUGACUGAGAGCAAUGGGGAGAAAUCCAUUUCGUUCGUGGUCGCUUGCCUGAUUCUGCUUGGCAUGCUUGUCUUUAUUGGCUAUACGGCACCAGGAUUGUCAUUACUGCCAAUGAACAUGAUCAAAGGACGACGUCGGUUAGAAGCAGAAAACCAGGAUGUGGACAACCGGCUGGCUGUGAACCGUGAGCGACAGCGUGAACUGCAAGCACGCUACACAGGUACAAGUAAGGCGAUCAGUGCACGCGAUCAACGCGAGCUUGAUAACUUGGAUGAUGAGGAAAGAAUCUUGACGCGACGAUUGCGAACCAUCCAAGAAGAUCAGUCGGGUCUAUGGCAACGUCUCCUCAAGGUGAUCAGACCCUUUGAGAUUUUGAUUGGUUUUUUGCUGUUGGCACUGACUUGGGUGGUCAUAGCUUCUAUUUUCUUGACCAUAGUUGACAAGCUCACGUAUUCGGUAUGUGGCAAGCAGUGCGGCUACAUUAUCAGCCAUCCCGACCUGUUCAAUCCAGUCAAUGUCAUCUUUGUCAAGCUGGCAAAGUAUUUCCCACUGGACAAUGUGUUUAUGGUGCUGCUGAUUGUGUACUUCUUCCUUGCCACCAUGUCGGGCGUGAUCACCUUGGGCGUCAGGUUCUUGUGGGUCGCGCUGUUCCGGAUUCGUAAAGGAGCCACGAUGCCUCAAGGGUUGCUUUUCUCAACGAUUCUAUUAACGCUCAGCUUGCUUGCAUUGAACUAUUCAUUAACGGCUGUCGUGGCACCUGGAUAUGCACACUUUGGAAGUCAAGUCUAUUGCAAUUACACAGAAGGAGGUCAGCGCGACUGUACGGACCAUAUGGACAAGAUUGUGCCUUGCGAUAUCUAUGCACCUACAGAAAUUUGCACACCGACCAUCACAUCCACGUUGAUUGAUCGCAUUGUGGUCAACACACCGUUCUUUGGGGCCAUCUACUAUUACUCGCAAUGGGCCUUCUUGGUCGUGUUUGUGCUUGGGUUCUUGGUUGCCUUGUUCCGACGACCGCGCGACAAUGUGGAUAUGGAAUCUGCAGAUGUGGAUGCAGAGCAAGAGGAUGAAGAGCAGCGCGGCCUUUUGGACGGUAGAAGAAGAACGACGACGACGACGAUGGGUGCAAGUGCGAGCGGAACGAGCGGAAAUGAAAGUAAUCAAGGCCAGCAGCAGCAGCAGCAGCAGCAGCAGUAUGUAUGAUUGGAGACCCACAUGAUUUUUUAUUUUCUUAUUACAACAUAACUGUAAUGCCAUUGCAUGCACCGUAUAUGCUUGUUUGCUGCAAGGCAAGCAGUCAUCAUCAUCUUAUUAUUAUUAUUAUAUGGUCUGGGCCGUGCUUGCGUCUUAUUUCUGAGAGAAUAUGCAAGCCGUUGCCCAUUUUGGGAUGAUGAACCGUAAAUAACUUUUUGUUUUCGUUGAAUAAAGAAAAAAAUUGCAGUGUUUUUUUU
Molecule: messenger RNA, 2132 nt
Organism: Zychaea mexicana
Lineage: Eukaryota; Fungi; Mucoromycota; Mucoromycetes; Mucorales; Lichtheimiaceae
Product: LMBR1-like membrane protein-domain-containing protein
Exons: 9
Coding region: 145-1884 (579 amino acids)
Biological process (GO): protein localization to vacuole
Cellular component (GO): vacuolar membrane
Source: RefSeq, a predicted model, not a curated record